Guillardia theta CCMP2712 is the source of this 927-nucleotide messenger RNA. RefSeq lists its product as hypothetical. Lineage: Eukaryota; Cryptophyceae; Pyrenomonadales; Geminigeraceae. The record is from RefSeq and is a predicted model, not a curated record. The transcript is spliced from 8 exons. The coding region runs from base 1 to 927 and encodes 308 amino acids.
AUGCAGGAGGACGACUACAAGAGCCUUGGGCUUCCAAGCUACGUGGUGGCUGAGAUGGAGGGGCUGAGCAAGGAGGAGAGGGAUUCAAUCCUCAGAUCUGUAGGGUUGAAGGUAGGCAGGAGCAAAACGAGCAAGAGGAAGGAGACUAGCGCGCAGCGAAGGGAGAGGAGAAAGAAGAGCCAGGCGACCAAGAUCGAGGGCCAGGUCGCACCCCAAGAGCAGGAGCCAAGGAAGGAGAAGCAGCGGGAGCAGCGGGAGCAGCAGGCGACGAAUGUUCGGUCCGAGGACAGCUUCUUCUCGGACAACCUCCCUCAAACUCAGCAGGAUCUUGACUUCUUGAGGAGCAUCUUCGGGGACACUGUGGGGCAGGGGGGAUACGGAUCGGAGAACCAGAGCCAGUGGUUGAGAGAGGCUGCUGUGGAGGAGGAGAAGGAGGAAGAAAAGGAGGCAGAGAUUGCUGAAGAGGAGGAGGAGGAGGAGGAGGAGGAGGAGGAGGAGGAGGGCGAAGCACAGGGGGAGGAGGGAAGCAGCGGGAGGAAGAAAAGGGUCAUGGUUUUCCCUGACGAGAACGACAUCGAUCCGUACAACCCUCAGACGUUCGGCUACACUCUGCUGGGGUACGUGCAGGGAGCUCAUGGAGUUCGCGGGGAGUUCAAGAUGAACUGUGAAGGCACCAAACCUCUCAUCAGGAUAGUGAAAGUGAAGAAGGUCAGAAGGCAAAGGAGCAAGGCGAAGGCCCUUACCAUUGGCAGAAAUGCUGAAGCGAAGGAGGAGGAGUGGGAGCAGAAGAUGGAAUUUUUCGUUGACGAGCUGGUCGGCCUCAAGGCCAUUCUCCCGCAAGAAGACAUGCGCGUGCUGGGGGAGGUGGUGGGGGUCGUGACAAGGGACGAGAUCUGCUCCUUGGACGGGUUGGAUUCGAUUUGGUGA